AUUAUAGUUUUGUCGUCGUCGAUUCGGUUCAAGAUAUGCAAAACGUACAAAAGAAAAUUGUAGACCUUUAUGUUCCUAGAAAAUGUGCUGCUUCCAACCGCAUAAUCACGGCAAAGGACCAUGCUUCCGUCCAAAUAUCUAUCGCUCAAGUCGAUGCGGAAGGUCGAGUAACAGGAGAAACAACGACAUUUGCUUUAAGUGGCUUUACUAGAACCAAGGGUUUGUCCGAUUCAGCUGUCAACCAAAUCUGUGAAGAAAAAG
Galdieria sulphuraria is the source of this 261-nucleotide messenger RNA. Its product is annotated as 40S ribosomal protein S21. Gene Ontology annotation, molecular function: structural constituent of ribosome. Gene Ontology annotation, biological process: translation; endonucleolytic cleavage to generate mature 3'-end of SSU-rRNA from (SSU-rRNA, 5.8S rRNA, LSU-rRNA); endonucleolytic cleavage in ITS1 to separate SSU-rRNA from 5.8S rRNA and LSU-rRNA from tricistronic rRNA transcript (SSU-rRNA, 5.8S rRNA, LSU-rRNA). Gene Ontology annotation, cellular component: ribosome; cytosolic small ribosomal subunit. The transcript is spliced from 2 exons. NCBI's taxonomy places the organism in Eukaryota, Rhodophyta, Bangiophyceae, Galdieriales, Galdieriaceae. The record is from RefSeq and is a predicted model, not a curated record. The annotation marks the transcript as partial.